Messenger RNA from Rhagoletis zephyria (snowberry fruit fly), 536 nucleotides. RefSeq lists its product as uncharacterized. Lineage: Eukaryota; Metazoa; Arthropoda; Insecta; Diptera; Tephritidae. Gene Ontology annotation, molecular function: protein binding. The record is from RefSeq and is a predicted model, not a curated record.
ACAUCAUCCCCACAUACUGCGGCAGCACUCUGGAGAUUCUGCCCGCCGACCAGCUGAAAAAGGACAUCAAGCUGACCGAUAGCGGCGACGGCUCUUUCAUUCACGCCGGAGCGGCCGUCAUAAAAGACCUGGACAUAACGCCCAACUACAAGUGUCGCAUCGUCUUCACCUCUCCGCCCGGGCGAGGUUUGGUGUUGACUGUGAAGAAGGCUUCACUAAACGCCAACGACACCAUCACCUUCCGCAGCGGCACCAACCCGGUCCGGGUGUGGAAGGAGAAGCAGAAUGAUGAGAGUGGCGGACUGAUGGAGGAGGAGAUCGUCACCGUCGCCUCCAGACAGAACCCGGCUUCCAUCACCGUCGACUAUGAACCGACGGUGGGCAAGUCGCAGUACAAUGCGGGCUUUGAAAUGGCUGUCACUGUUUACCGAGCUAAGGAAAACGGCUGCGUGGAGGGCGAGUUUGACUGUCAAAAUGACAGAUGUGUUGGCGAAAAAAUGCAGUGCGACGGCUACAAUUCUUGCGGCAAUAACCAG